Messenger RNA from Melanotaenia boesemani (Boeseman's rainbowfish), 2544 nucleotides. RefSeq names its product patched domain containing 3a (gene ptchd3a). NCBI's taxonomy places the organism in Eukaryota, Metazoa, Chordata, Actinopteri, Atheriniformes, Melanotaeniidae. Gene Ontology annotation, cellular component: membrane. The record is from RefSeq and is a predicted model, not a curated record. The coding region runs from base 1 to 2544 and encodes 847 amino acids. The transcript has 4 exons.
AUGGGCUUCCAACGCACAGACUGCCUAUCAAAGCAUCUGUUAAGGAUCUUUGAAAAACUUGGAUCAACAGUAGGCUCUUGUCCCUUUUAUUUUUUCAUUAUUCCUAUCAUUGUCUCAGCAGCGCUCGGCGGCGGCUUCAUUUUUCUCAAGGAGAUGGAGGAUAGUGAUCUUGAGCGGCAAUUUACACCCAGGAAGGGACCCUCAAAAGUAACAAGAGCGUUUGUAAGGGAAAACUUUCCCUACGAUUAUGCCAUGUUUUCUGAAGAAAGGCUGUUCAACAAGGGCAACUUUGCAUCCAUCAUUGCCGUGUCAACAAACACUGACAGUAUACUAGAAAAUUCUACCUUUCAGGACGUCAUCAGACUCAACAACAAGAUCCUUAAUAUCCCUGUGGACAACGUGCGGCUGGGGUUUAAAGAGCUUUGUGCCAGAGCCAAUGGUGGAUGUGUCUCAAAUGCUGUCCUGGAAAUAGCCAGCUCUGAUAAAACCAACAUCACCUACCCUAGACAUACACACAAAUCCAGUUCAGUCUUUCUGGGUUCUGUGCUUGGUGGAGUUACUACAGACGCCAACGGCACAGUUAGACAUGCUCAGGCUGUAAAACUCAACUAUCAUCUAGAGGAUCAGGAAAGUACUGCUGAGGCCACAACAUCAUGGCUGAGAGGAUUCACAGAACUCCUGUCGGGUGAAGUGGAAAGCAAACACAUUGAUGUGUCCUACUACACCUCAAAAUCCAAGCAAGAGGAGAUUGACAGUCACAUCACAGAUGGCUUCCCGUUAUUCCUCAUCACUUAUGCCUGUGCUAUCACCCUCUCGGUGAUAUCCUGCCUGAGACGGGACAACGUAAGGAACAAGGUGUGGGUGGCUUUCUUCGGUGUCAUCUCCUCUGGGCUGGCAGUCGUCUCCUCUUUUGGUUUGCUGCUUUACCUCAGAGUCCCGUUUGUUAUAACUGUGGCAAACUCUCCUUUUCUAAUACUUGGAAUCGGUCUCAACAACAUGUUCAUUAUGGUGUCGGACUGGCAGCACAGCCAUGUGACAGACCCCGUACCGAAGCGGAUGGCUCACACCUACAAAGAAGCUGUCAUGUCCAUCACCAUCACUGCCCUGACAGACGUCCUCAAGUUCUUCAUAGGCGUCAUGAGUGACUUCCCGUCUGUGCAGUAUUUUUGCUUGUACACCGCCACCUCCAUAAUCUUUUCCUACAUCUACACUAUCACCUUCUUUGGAGCUUUCAUGGCUCUAAAUGGCCUCCGAGAGGCCGGAAACAGGCACUGGCUGACCUGCAUGAAAAUACCAUCGAACAAAACCAAUAACUCUGAAAUAUUCAACAUCUUCUGUGGGGGGGGUGACUAUGACAAGACAACAGGAGCAGAGAAUAAACCUCCAGCCAGUCGUUUCUUUAAGAAGUAUUACGGACCAUUUUUGAUGAAACCCUGGGUGAAGGGGGUUGUAAUCUUACUUUACGUGGCGUAUUUGGCUGCAAGUAUUUUUGGAUGCUUCCAUGUAAAAAAGGGAAUUGAACUUUAUGAUCUGGCGGCUGAUAACUCCCAUGUUAUAACAUUCAGUAAGAAGGACAGAGAUUAUUUCUCUGAUUACGGUCCAUCUAUCAUGGUUAUUGUAAGUGAAGAAUUCCCAUACUGGGAUAAUAUCAAAAGGCAUCAACUUCAGGGAUGCAUAGAAAACUUUAAAGAGCAACAGUUUGUUGAUACAGAAAUCUUUACAUCCUGGUUAGAUUCUUACUUAGUGUAUGGGCAAGAGACACAUUUAAACCUGGAUGAUAGAGAUGUUUUUCUCUCAAAUCUGCCUCAGUUUUUUAAUUCAUCUCCUAUCUUUAAGCAAGAUGUGAACCUCACUGGCGGAGUCAUCCACGCAUCCCGAUUUUUCAUACAAACUGUUAAUAUUUCUGAUGCUAGCAAGGAAAUUGAGAUGCUGAGUGGCCUUAAAUCCACUGCUAAAAAAUGCAGUGUAGCAUCUUUACUGGUCUAUAAUCAUGAGUUUAUCUACUUUGACCAGUACAGUGUAGUGGUGAGCAGCAUCAUUAAAAAUGUGUUUGUUAUCACGGCUGUGAUGCUGGUUGUUUCUCUCCUCCUGAUUCCUAACCCCAUCUGCUCCUUACUGGUGACUUGUUCAAUUGGUUCGGUGACUGUGGGAGUGACUGGCUUCAUGGCGCUUUGGAAGAUCAGUCUGGAUUCUAUAUCCAUGAUCAUUUUCACCGUCUGCAUUGGCUUCACUGUAGACUUCUCCGCUCACAUGUCCUAUGCCUUCGUCUCCAGCAAGAAGCUGAGUCAGGAUGAAAAGGCUGUGGAUGCUCUCUCUAAUCUGGGUUACCCCAUCCUUCAAGGUGUCUUAUCCACUGUUGUGGGGCUGUCAAUGUUGUCCAUAUCUGAGUUCCACACCUUCAGGACGUUCUUCAAUAUCUUUUUCCUCGUCAUGUUCAUCGGGAUGGUUCAUGGCCUCGCCUUCAUCCCAGUGAUACUGACAAUAUGCACAUGCUCUGAUAAAGAAGAAGCUGAAGAGGAACAUGUGAAAGUAAGCAAACUCUGA